Molecule: messenger RNA, 2175 nt
Organism: Danaus chrysippus (African queen)
Lineage: Eukaryota; Metazoa; Arthropoda; Insecta; Lepidoptera; Nymphalidae
Source: the annotation of a GenBank genome assembly
AUGGCGAACACGGCACAUUUGAUGAGGCGACAGAGUUCGCGAGAUUUGUACGCCCAGCGUUCUUUGGAUAGAAUGGAGAUGAAGGAACUGAGAGGUCGGCUGGUGACUAUGGAAAACGGGCAUCCGAUACACCGCACCCACGUCAUAUACGGCGCCACCAAUCAAGCCUUCGAAGACACGAGCCCCAAUAGAAGAUCUUCCGAGACACCGACUAGCAAGGCCAGCUCCACUGAAGGUCCCGUGGGUUUGAAGCCCGAAGGAGGAGAGUGUGAACGGGAAUCAUGGGACAGCAAGCUGACGUUCCUACUUGCAACUGUUGGAUAUGCUGUGGGUCUUGGAAACGUUUGGAGAUUCCCGUAUCUAGCACAGAAAAAUGGCGGUGGAGCGUUCUUAAUCCCGUAUUUCGUGAUGUUAGCUAUCGAGGGUAUACCGAUUUUUUAUUUGGAGCUGGCCAUCGGGCAGAGAUUGAGGAAGGGUGCGAUUGGUGUUUGGCACCAGGUCUCGCCGUAUUUGGGUGGGAUUGGUAUCAGUUCAGCCGUGGUAUCUUUCAACGUGGCGUUGUAUUAUAACUCCAUCAUCGCCUGGUGUCUGUUUUACUUCGCGCAGAGCUUCCAAGCCGAGCUGCCGUGGUCGGAGUGUCCCAAGAAAUACUUCAACAAUGGAUCCUACAUCAGCGAACCAGAAUGUGCUGUAAGCAGUCCCACGCAAUAUUUCUGGUACCGAACCACUCUGCAGAUAUCGGAAGACAUCAAUCAUCCCGAAACAUUUAAUUACAAGAUCGCGCUAGCGCUCAUCAUCGCCUGGAUCUUAGUGUACAUGUGUAUGAUCAAAGGCAUAGCGUCUUCUGGGAAAGUCGUCUACGUCACAGCCACCUUUCCAUACAUAGUCCUGGUAAUAUUCUUCUUCAGAGGAAUAACUUUGAAAGGAAUGGGCGAUGGGCUCGUUCAUCUCUUUACGCCGAAAUGGCAUAAGAUCUUAGAUCCAGUUGUCUGGUUGGAGGCGGGUACUCAAAUUUUCUUCUCCUUGGGCCUAGCUUUCGGAGGCCUUAUCGCGUUCAGCUCAUAUAAUCCAGUGGACAAUAAUUGCUACCGAGACGCGAUUAUGGUCUCAAUGACGAACUGCCUAACGUCCAUGUUUGCCGGCAUUGUCGUUUUCUCCAUCAUAGGUUUUAAAGCGACCAUGGUUUAUGAGAAAUGUUUAGCAAUACGAAAUGAGACGCUCCUUGAAAUUUUUGGUCCUGAGUACACUAAAAUGUCGUUUCCCGAAGCCGGUGAAAAAGUGGCAGUCAUGUUGAACGAUACUGUAACUAAUUAUAUAAUGCCACAUCUACCGGAAUGCGAUCUGCAGAAAGAGUUGGACAAUACGGCAUCAGGUACUGGCCUCGCGUUCAUAAUAUUUACUGAAGCCAUCAACCAAUUCCCUGGAGCUCAGUUCUGGUCAGUGCUUUUCUUCUUGAUGCUGUUCACUCUGGGCAUUGAUUCACAAUUCGGGACCUUGGAAGGCGUGGUCACCAGUAUUGUUGAUAUGAAACUCUUCCCAAAUCUUCGCAAGGAGUACCUCACUGGUGGUCUAUGCCUCAUCUGCUGUUUACUGUCCAUGGGUUUCGCUCAUGGUGCUGGCAGCUAUAUAUUCCUGCUGUUUGACAUGUACAGUGGAAACUUCCCGCUACUCAUCAUCGCUUUCUGUGAAUGUAUUGGGAUAGCAUACGUCUAUGGUGUCAAGAGAUUCGCUGACGACAUAGAACUGAUGACGGGUCAACGACCUGGUAUAUACUGGCUGAUCUGCUGGAAGUAUCUCUCUCCUCUGGCGAUGCUGUCCAUCCUGAUAUCUUCAUUCGCGGAGCUAAUCAUGGAGGGCUCGAGCUAUGAAGCUUGGAUCAGUUCUGAAGGUGAUACUAUGAAGAAGCCCUGGCCGCUGUGGGCUAUCUUGUUGGUGUUAGUGAUGGUGCUUGCUUCCGUACUUUGGAUACCAGGACUGGCUAUUUGCAGAUAUAUGGGUAUCCAAGUUAUUGAUGACGAAGAGCGUGCGUGGUUCCCGGCUGAUGAGUUACGUGACUUCCACGGCUUGGAACCUCGACCCGUCUCCGCUUUGGAGACGCUGCUGUUCUGUACACGACCCGACGGCAGCGAGAGGUGCUGCUGGCCGGGCUGCUGCGACACUGACGAUGACGAAUAG